CUCCCACCCUGUCUGUAAUUGGUUAAAAAGCAAAUCCUUUUUGGCUGCUGAAAAGCCAAACUGUUAAGCCUUUCAGGCAAAUAAAAAAUAUUUUUGUUCCAAAGCACGUGGAAAGAGAAAUUAUUUUGAAUUAGUUAUUGAGAAUAAUUUGUGGAUAGUUGAUGCACUUUCUGUGCUGUUAUUGGGCAUUGUUUUUAUACCUGAGAUCUUUCACUGAUCACCAUUGUUAAGGUAUAUAGUACUGGGAUUUGGCUGUGUUUAAUGUAAUUUCAUUUUCUGGCACAAGGAUUAUAUAAUCUAUGUAUAGUUAAGACCAUUGAGAAUGUAUCUCUGAGGCAAGGACUAGUGUUCUUCUAAGAACUGAUUUAGUUGGGCACAGCUGUUACUAGUGGCUUCUGCCCACUGUCUGAAAAAUGCUGUUCUUCAAAAGCUACUGAUGUUUCAUUCCACAACCAAAAUACCGAAUCAAGGAAGAUACAGAGUAUCUUCGUUAUUUUUAUCAUGUACUAUGGAUUGUCUGUUGUUGUCUCUUGGAUGUUUUUUUUAAAAUUAGAAUGAGAUUUCCUCAUGAAUAAUGAAAUCAAUGUCUUUUGCAGCCAAAAUAAACACCAUAUGGUCAGGGAGAAAGGGACCAGGAAAAGAUGAGGAAGGCAUGGCAGCUGAAGCUCAUUAGGAAACAAAAUGGACUGAAUGGAAACAGAGGGGCCAGGUGAGAAUAGACUAAGUCUUACCAUCCAGGGUGGGAUCACACCUUUGUUACAUUCAAUACUCUGGUUUCAGCAUUGGUGUUGAUAUUUCAACGGAGGUGAAAAAUCUGUGGUGUACGUAGCUUGUGUGUACAGUGUUACAAAUCAAGCAUAGCUCAUUUCUGUUCCUGCAAAUGCUUGUCAUAUUUUUUUAAGGAAAAAGGUGGCAGGGUAAAUGAGUUGAGAUGCUCAGGAGAAAAAGCAGUGGACAUAAGUUUUGUGAUCUCUUAACCAUCUAAAUCUGGGAUGAAGAAGCUUUGUUCUUGCAGUUGAAGACGAUGGUAAGAACUUAAGUGUAGGUGUUGAGUGUUAAUUGCCAUCUUUCCCUUUCUUCUAGUUGAUGACUAGGAUUCCACUAAUACUGAGCUUUGAAGCAUGUGUCAGGAUUUUGGGUGUAACCUCGGGGUACUGUACUACAGGCUUUAUGAACCGAAGUUAUGCCUUUGUGGGAACUUCCCUGUGGGACACUCAGCUGUUGUUGCAGGGCACACUGCAACAGGUAGUAGCAUUGCAAAGGGUAACAGACCAGCAUCUGAGGUUUGUUGGCUUCUGGAGGAUGACUUCUCUUCACUUGAAUGGCUCUUUCAGGUGAAAACUUGAAGACUCCAGGCAAAUAUCACCAGAGAUUUAAAGACACAUCUCUCCUUGGAUAGACAUUUUUGUUCCUGCUAUUGUUUUUCUAAUGCAUGUAUGAGGAUGACACCCUAUCACUUGUUAGGAAACUCCAGAACCUUUGUUCCACAGUCUUCAAAGUUGUCUUAGAGCUCACUGACCUCUGUGCAACUUUAUUCAUGUGAUGUGGGUAUCUUGCUGCCUGUGGAUUUAUUUUGGCCGCAGCUGACCCUUAAAAGAAAGAGCUGGAGCCUAGAGACUGUAUAUGGAAUGUGCAUGUUUGAUUGAUUCCCCCUGCCCCUCCAUGCUAAUCCCACAAGCUGUACCAAGCACACGAGCUGUUUGCCGUGUUUUUAGAUGCAGAGGCUCCAGCGCAGGCUGGGAUAGCUACCUUGCAAUGCUCUGAUGCAACAGCACAGUAACGAUGGAUGUUAAGGGGCUUUUCUGUAUAUUAUCUCAAAAAUAUUUUCUGUCCUAUGGAUGGAUUUAUCCCUAAUAAAAUGUCAUGUAUGAAUAAGAACAAGGCAAAUGGCAGGUCUGGCUGGAGUGCAGUCUCAAGGCUGUGAGCGCAUCUCUAUAGAGCUGUGUGCCCAAAGUUCAUCCCUUGUCAUUGGGGAGCUACACUGUCUGCUCUGGUAGCGCUAGAGGGGGCCCUAGGACAGAGAAGAAAAAGGGAAGUUAAAAAAAAAAAAAAAAAAGGGAAAAACCCCAACCCCCACCUAACACCAAACCCUAAAAUGGAUGACCAGGAUCUCUCUUUAAACUUCUGAAAGACUAAAUUACAUUGCUGAGUUUGACCUCACUUAAUUCUAAGGGCCUUCUGCUGCUGUGCCAUAGUCCUUUUCAUAAUAUAUAGUCUUACUCAAAGCAGAGGGAAUGAGAAUCCUCAUAGUCUAUUUAAAGGAUUCUAUCUCAUGUUCGUGGCCAUAAGGGGGGAAAAAAAACCCAACCUCACUUUGUUACCAUUAAUAUUGCAACUUAGCAGGAAAACAAAUCCACUAUAUUUGUGUGAAAAGCAAGUAAUUUGUUUGCCCCAUAACUGUGCCUUUUUUUUUGUUGUUUUUUUAAUUUUUGUUUAGUUCCCCUAUAAAAAGCCUACUGGGUGUUUUCCAUUUUCUUAAUGCACAGCAUAUUAUAAGGAGGGAGAGAAAGAUUAUCUUUUGACAGUUAAUCUUGUGUAAAAGGGCUCAAAUAGUACUUUCAGCUUUGUCAUUUUAAAUGCUGAUUAAUUCAAUCCUAGUUCAUUGCAGUGGCAUGGGGUCUGUACCUGUGUGACUGUGCCCAAAAGUAUGUGACAAACAUGCAACUAAUGGAUCUGUAAAGUGUUUUGAGAUGGUUUUGUUAAAGCAAAAUUCUAAUUAAGGACAAAAAUGUGUGUGAAAAUGAUGGAAUAAAUAUGUAGCUUUCAAGCUUGGGAAAAAAUCUUGUAUAACAGUCUUUCACUUAAAGUAGCCAGGAGGUAAUAUCAAGUACUGUCCUCAACUUACAGAAAUGUGCAUGAAAUGGGAUAGUGAAAUGGAGCUGAGGCCAUGAACUGACUACAGAAUCAGAAAAACAAAGUCACUUCUACCAAGGGGAAAAGCAAAAUCACCCUUCUGCCUGCAUUUAAGAUUUACCUCUGCAAUGAAAUGAUUGUGUAUGUAGCUUGGUACAAAAGCAUUCUAUUAUAUAAUCACAGUGGGAGGAACCUUCACAAUGUCAAAAGUAUGUUGUCUUAUUGAAGGAAACAGCCUAUCUAAACCCAAGUCAACGUAUAUGGUAAAAGUAGGUUUUGCCCUCAGGUUGGACAUGGAUAUAUCCCCCUCUCAAUUUUUAUUUCUUAGCCUAUUUUUUUCUCUGCCUUCUCUUGCAGAGAUCCUGCGAACAACAGUGAAUUCCAGUAAAAUGGAAUAUGAACAAAGCUGAUAUAUGGUAUAAGCAUACGAGAACCACAUUGGAAUGGUAUUCAAAUUUAAUUUUAGUUAGAGUGAUAUUAUUCUGUACAAGUGAAAAGCCAAGUAGCAAGCCAAAGGUAUUUUAGACAAAAUGCUUCCUCUGUUACUGCUUAAUUGUUACGUGUAACUGCAGUUAGCUUAAGAACCGGUCUACAUAUUCAUAUUCUUUGCUUUUUACUUCUCUGAGGUGUUUAACAGAUACAGAGGGCUGUUCACAAGAAAUACCACGUAACUGAGUUUUAUUUGCAAAUAUACAUUAAAUGAACUAAUAUCUAAUAUAGCACUGAACACAUACUGUUCAGAAAUAAAUAGUAAAGGAUGUUGUAUGAGCAGAAAAGCUUCAUACUUCAGAAGUGUUCUUUGAUUUCUUGAAAUGUAAGUCACACCAGAGAUUUAAUUCCUUAAGUUACACACUAAAAUGUAUGAAGAAUCACACUUUCUCUUCUAAAUGCAUGUAUAUAUAAAGUGUAACUUCUUCAGUAAGAUUGCAAUGAUCAUUUUCAUUUCCCCUUAAGAGACGGCACUAGAUGUAUUCUCAAAGAAUAGCUUAACUUGUUAAUUGAGCCGACAUAGAAAACCACUGUGCUAUAUGAAUGUCAGAAAGCAGUAUUUUGAAUAUGGAAAUUUGUCACUUAGAAAUGUCUAGACUGUAUAUUAGAUUUCCAUUAAGUUAGAGUGGGUUAGAAAGAAAAAAAAAAAAGGUUUAGAAAUCCAUAGUGGAAGUUACUGAGCUUACAACAUCAAUUUGCAAUGCUGUGGCCUCAAGUAAUCGGUGUAAGUUCAAACAAAUAACAGUGCUGCUAUGACUUUCCCAACAGACAGCACUGCUGGAAAUGCUUCCUAUACUUAGUAAGUAAAUGGGCUUUCCUGGGAGCAAAACAGAGAGUCUGACAGGUUGUCUUGCAGAAAGUAGCAGUGGUACAGGAUGAUUUUUAAGUUUGGCUUUCUUGAAUGUAAUAACAACCCAGGACUGCACAUCGUAAAGUAUUGCUGCAAAAAGUAGUGCAGGAGUUUCUUGCUGAUAACCUGGGUCCGUUGAUCGCCUUGCUUUGCUGGCAUAAAGAAGCCUUUGAAUUCUGCCAGCGGAGUUAGAACUAGCCAUUAGCAUCUAGGCAGUGCUGUCAGUUCACAUUUUAACUAUGAGAUUGCCUCUAAAAUCAUCUUCCAAUGAACUGAGCAAAGAAUCUCCUACAACAGCAAGUUUUACCAGGCCUGUACUUUGGAGGUUGUUGGUGUAUCAGGUUUUCUCAGCCUAAAAUGAAAAACGAGAAAGCAGUGCAGGAUUGCUAGAAAGCCUGCAGCCUUAGAGUCAUCUUAAUCCCUCAGUAUCUUCCACUGCUUCCCCCUCGGCCACAAGUAUGUCCCUGUUCAGCUGGGAUGGCAGGUGCUCAGCCUCUUCUGAGCGCUGCAGCCCUCCCUUUGCAGGAGCAGAACAACUCCCCAGGCUGAGCUCCUCUGGCAUGUGUAUUGGCAGCUGCUAAGGGACAGACACAAGGUCCUUUAACAACUGCACAUAAUUUAGAUGACUGCUCUGGAGAUGGUACCAUCUAAAUUAAUGAGUUCACCUUUUAGACAAUUGAUAAUUCAAUUAAAAUGUAAGGGAGAGUAAAUAGUAUGUGCUUAUAUGCACUCCUGCUGCAUUUGCUUUUUUGAUAAGAUUAAUUUCUUGCAAUUUCAGCAAAACUCAGAAAUGUUUCAUUACCAUUAUAAUGCCUGGUUUGUGUGUAUGUUCACAUUUCAGUAAUGACAACUCAGAUACAAAGACAGCACAGUGUAGCAACUGUUGUGUUAUCUGGUACUACGAAGACCAAUGGAAAAGUAGCUGUAAAGAAUAUGAAAAUAUGGUAACGUUAUUUCCAAGUGCAGAGAGUCUGCUGGGGAAGAGGGAGAGAGGAGGAGGACAGUGUUUCUUCUCAAUUAUGUGCCUGAUUCAACAAGGUACCUAAAUGCCAAUGACUGUUGUUGAUUUCAAUGAAGACAGCAAAGGGCAUCAGCAGCUUGUAUUUCACUCUAGGCUUACUUUGUGUACGAAUUCUUCAGUGACCCGAAGUAUUUCUACAACUGAAAUUUCCAUUGAAAACAGGUGCUUUAAAAUAAACUUAACUUCCUUAAUACGUGCAAACUCAAAAGUUCACAGUUAACCACUGAAAAGUGCAAAAGGCCAAAGAAAGGUGGAAUUAUGUCUGCUGGUAAAAGCUUCAGCCCAAAUGAAAAUUGUGGGAAACCGAGUGGCUAUAAAGAAAUAGGCUUGGGUAUGGUAGGUUAUGCAAAUAAAAUGACAAUGUAAUGUGAGGUUUUGAUAACAAAUCAGUCAGAGUAAACAGAAACAAACUAGUUUUAAAAUUGUACUGUGUUAACUUGAAAGCAGUACUAAGGAGAUCAAAAUUCCCCAAUUAAUUCUCCCUGAAAUUGUAGUUGCUAUGACAUACAGAUGGACUUCGAAGAGCAGCUGGCACUAUCUGCGUGCGUUUCAGGAAAGGAAAUCAUAAAAUGAGUUCUAUUUAGCGCUACCUGUCUUUGUGUGAUCCCUGGGGCAGGGUGUUUAUUAGAAAUAUCACUUGCUUUAACAGCUUUUCUCCCCCAUUCUCAGUGGUUGAUACUAUCCCAGCAAGGAAACCCUGGUGGCUUUCAGAACAGUAGCAGCAGAACUGGUGAUAUUUACUGAAUGUGAUGGACUAGAAGCUGGCUCAUUCUUGGUGGUUCUGUAUCUGGGCUUUGACAAUGUUCACUUUCUGCAGCUAUUUUGUAAUAACACCAUUGAUUUGUUGGUUAAAUCAUAAGGCUCAAAAGAACUGAAUUUCCCACUAGCAGGUGAGUUUUUCAAUUAAGCAUUUCUCUUCCAUUUUCGAUUUCCAUAAAAUGGAAACUACUUGUCCAAAAACCCACCCCAAAAUGGCCACUGAAUUUGAAGCUAGGACAUUUUUAUAUAUCUUAAAUUGUUUAUAAUUUUAUCUUCUAAUAGAUUUUAGUUAAAACUAUGGCUUUUUUAAAUUUUGAGUGAAUUAAUAUCUGCUAGGAACCGUUCCCAUAGUUGAGUUAAGCAAGAGCAACACAGAAAGUCACCUGCGUUUUUGUCAUGGUGAAUAACACUGCUUCCCAUGAACAGAAUUCUGAAGACUAACAAGUGUCUGCUCAUGUAAGUGCAGAAACACAUCUAGUUUUUUGGAGAGUCCUUAGCUCUGAUUGCUGAGGAAAUGGGAUAAUUCCAUGCAGCAAAACUAAGUCUUUUUUUCUAGUCAAGGCUUACUUGGAUUUUUUAGGUUUUUCCCAUUCCCCAGCUGAAGUUUCCUGUGUCUUGUAACCAUUUAACAUAUGUUACUAACCAUCCAUUAUGUCCUGCUUUAUUCUCUUUCAGAUGAAAGAGCCAUGUAAAAAAAGAAUUCGCCAACCCCUGUGACUGAAUUUGAGCGAUAAUGUCAAUAGAAUUAACAACAUUGCCAUUGUUGAAUGGUCUCCUGUGGCUAUAUAAACAUCAAGGAGAGAAAUGACUAAUGUGGAUGUUGCGCAGAAACUGUUUGUAAUCCCUUGUAUCACAAAACCAUUGACAAUGGCUGCACUGCAGGAGCCGGAGCUGGUCAGUUAGGGCAUACAGAUAUAUGCUUCCACCUUGCAACUGCUGGCUUCAGGCCUGGACCCUCACUCUGUCUCCCUGAUGCUGAUGAACAUCAUACCUUUGGACAAUGGCCACUGCAAGUGAGAAGCUGUUGAGAAGGGCUGAUCCCCCUUUCCCCAGAUGCUUCACCCAGUUUCUUCAGCUCUCAGGAGUCACUGGAAGAAAGAAACAGUCUCCUUCCAGAGAAUUAAGAUCACCAGUAAAGCUCUGAAGCGAUGUGAUCAUGUGGAUAUGGCUGAACAUCACUGAAAAGAAGUUUAAGUGAUACAAAGCAACUCUUAGGAGAAAAUCUGAAGGCUGGGACGAGGAACUACAGAAGUCAGCAGUUAAACUCCUUGACAAUAUGAUGCAAAGGGAGGAGAAGCAGUAGUUCCAUCCUGGAGAGGAAACACAAGGCAAAGAGCCCCAGCCAUUGCUGCAGAUCCUUCCUCUCUUUGUCCCUUUGGACAUCAAAGGAUAGCAAGGGGACAGCCCUGGAGAGAAGCUCCUCCCUGCCCGUUAGCCUCCAUAAAACAGGAACUCACCUUGGCUAGCUGUGCUUGGAGUGCCAUCCUCAUCCCGGUCACUCUUGACACUGGAUCUCAGAAGGAAGGGCUUUUGCUUGCUUCAGGAAAUCAGACCUACUUUUGAACUGGACUAUUUUGGCUCCCCUUGUAAGAACUCUGGUGACUCUUUUGGCCGUGCAAGCUCCUAGACUCCACAGUACAUGGAAAAAUGCAAGCUUUACCAGAUGUGAAAGCACCAUGUGAGGCACUUCCUUCUCCCAGCCUGGAGCCCUACCCACAGAGCUCCAUUGUGGUCACCCUUGAGGACAUGGGUCUCUGGAUGAAGUUUCAUCAGAUAGGAACUGAGAUGAUCAUCACCAAAUCUGGCAGACGAAUGUUUCCACAAUGCAAAAUCAAAGUCUCUGGCUUAAUCCCAUAUGCCAAGUACCUCAUGCUGGUAGAUUUUGUGCCAAUGGACAACUUCAGGUACAAGUGGAAUAAAGAUCAGUGGGAAGUUGCUGGAAAAGCAGAGCCCCAGCUCCCUUGUCGCACCUAUGUCCACCCAGAUUCCCCAGCUCCUGGCAGCCACUGGAUGAAAGAACCUGUCUCCUUCCAAAAACUGAAGCUCACCAACAACACUCUGGAUCAACAUGGGCAUAUCAUCCUUCACUCCAUGCACCGUUACAAGCCUCGCUUCCACAUUGUGCAGGCAGAUGACCUCUUCAGUGUCCGCUGGAGCAUCUUCCAAGUCUUCAGCUUCCCUGAGACUGUCUUCACUUCUGUUACUGCCUACCAGAAUGAGCAGAUUACAAAGCUCAAGAUUGACAACAAUCCAUUUGCUAAAGGUUUCCGAGAGCAUGGGAAGAACACUCGAAGGGAAGGACGAGCCAAAUGCCAGAAGCUUAGUCCAGCCAAGGGCCAGAAGAGGAAGCUGCCUGAGGAAAAGGAGUCUGGAGCUGAGGAACGAGAUUUUGAGAAGGAUGAGAAUGUAGAUGUGAAGGAAGAGAGUAACCCCGUUGUGGUCAGCAGCGGAUACCCGUUCUGGGUCUCGGAGCAGAAUGGCAGCCAUACCUUUCCUGCAGCGUCGCCGGUGCCACCUGACCAGAGGGAGGGGCUGGGCAGAGAGCAGCAAGUGCCUACAGCAUCCUACCAGACAUAUCGGUUCCACGAAGCUGGGGACAGCCAGCAGCUUCCCACCCGCGAUGCAGCAAGCUUGAAUGAUUUCCGGGCAAGGUGCCAUGCCUUGGAUCUCGCCACAGUGCCCGAGCACGACUCCAAACAACUCCCAGAGGGCUUCACCAACCUGCCUCCGCUCCCCCCACCUCUGCCUCCUCCCCAGGACUACACAGGAGUGGUGAACAUGGCUCUAGACUCUGUUGGGAAACCUGGGGCCCGAGCGCCCAUGUACAGUCCCUAUGGCACCGAGCAAGGGCUUGGCCAGUGGAUGGUGCCUUCCCACAGCCAGUACAGGGCAAUGAGCUACUCAGCCUUCUCCACAGAGUACAAUACACAGGCGGCUCCUGGACAUGCCCAUGGGACCAUGGCAGAGUGGAGCCAGUACCCUCUGUUCCCCUAUGCCUGCUGGUGAACAGGGAAGACCCUUCCCAAUGAAAAAACUGCAAAAAAAUUGUAAAUGAGUUCCAAUUUGCUCUGGGGUGUUGACUUUUUGAAGCCUUGCCUACACUAGGCAAAGAGCUAUGGCUGCAAGUGGUAGCAUGGGACACCUUCACUUCCUUGUCUCCUUGCACAACAACCCUCACUGUAUUUCACAAGCAAUGGCUAAACUGGUGGCUGCCCUUGGCGUCUCAGUGGGGGUCUGGCUGAAUCAAUGUGUGCUGCAGUGGUGUUUUUUUUCCCAGCAGGAGUAGGAAACCACAGGAGCUGCAAGAGCAGAAUUCACAGAGCUGCGGAACUCCCAGUCCCAGGCUGUUUGCACCUUGUAGUUGGCAGUUUCCAAGAUCUCUUCCUCCCAGGACUUGCGUGCAAGGAGAUAGGGGCUGAGGAGUUUCAGUAAACUGUCCAGGUGGUCAAGAAGCUGUAGAGAAUUGUUGCAAAGAUGACCAAAAGAAGCAAUCCCAGUGUCCCCUAGAGCAGUUUCCUCACUUAGUGUAGUCAAACUAAAGCUAGAGUCUUGCCUUUCUUCCAGCAGCGGACGAGAGUCAAAUACGCAGCACCAUGUGUGUGUCUGGCACGUAGCAAUGGGUCAUGCGGGCAGGGAGGAGCUUGUCCUGUGCCCGAGAAGUGGCAGCAAGGCUGCAUGUUCUGUCUGUGUGUCCCCCUGCCCAUCCCUCUUCUGUCACCCCUAGAUUUGAGGUUAGUGACACACUCUUCUUUCUGCCAGGGGUGGAGGGAGGUUGCUCACAGAAUGUGGGGGGCUGCGCUGGGGGUUUGCAAAGGCCUGCAGCUGUCAGAAAAAGGGUCACGAACAGCGGUGCUGGCUGUGUCACUCCCCCCUCUUCCUUUUGAGGGAAAGGGCAUCUUUCACUGUAAACUUCAUCCUUCUCCCACCCCUUGGCACCCCUGGAGAAUAUAACUUAUAGUUGUGGUUACUGUGCUGUGCUCUGGGUGAGCUUUGUCAAUAGACAGUUCUCACCAGCCUGGCAGUACUCAUCAGGCAUAUAUUUUAAUUAUUCCCCUGUAGGCACUGAGCUGUGUGCUGCAUCGCUGGUGUGCUCAGCAGCCCCAGGCUGGUCGGCAAAGUCGUCUUGCUGUUGUUUGGGAGUUUGUAGGGAUCUGCCUCCACAUUUAGUUAUCAGAGCAGUUUCACCUCCCUUACCGCUGUGGUCCCAUCAUGGGGAGGAGCUGUUCGGCCAGCCAGCAGCCUGUGUGCUGCCUCACAAAGAGGGUUUCUUCUUUUCUUAGUGUUAGAAGGGGGAAGCAUCCCUGUUUGCCUAAGUGGCUGAAUGGCCCUGGCAAUGGGGUCUUGUUUGAGACAGGCUCUUUGCUCCUCAGGGAGGCUAGGCGUGUUCCUGGGUGUUAUUUACAGAAUGUUUUCUUGUAACACUUUAAAUAAACUGCUGUGUGGCCUGUAGCCAUCAGUAGGCGGUGAGGUGUGUCAUUUAGCAUGUAUGCCAGAUGGUUUUCUGUGUGUGUGUGUGUGUGUGUGUGUAGCAAGAUGUUGUUCCUGAGCAGACCUGUGCGGGUUUGUGAGCGGUGCAUCAGGACCGGUGUGCAGGUACACCGGGGAAGGCUGUGUGCUGCUCUGUUUGGGUACCAGGUCGGCACUGUGUGUGUGUGCAUAGCAUAGAGAUGUCAAACCACAUUUAUUAUUGUUAAAAUUAUGUUGAAAAGUAGCCCUACAAAUUUUUGAAACUCAACUACAAUGACUGUUUCCCUAUUUAAAUCAUAUAUUGCUAACUGCUUUUGUACCACAAUUAUGGUACGGACAGAGCUGCCCAGUACUUCCAGUCAGCUUCACAGCCACGUGAAGACGUGCAGAGUUUACCUAAAGGCCAGACUUCUCCACAGCGUUUCUGACCAUUAACAGUUGAUUUUGCCACCGCUGUUUUCUACAUCUUGGAAAUCAGGUGAGCAGGCUGAGCCCCAUGUGCAGGGACCCUGGGGGUGGCACUUUUCUGCAAGGCAGCCCUGCUGGUACCUCGCCGCCAGGGCCGUGCUAACAAGAAAAGAGAAAGUAAUACACCCCCUGCACAGGCUCCUUGGUUAGAUUAGUUUCUUUAUCUCUGAAGUUCGGUUGUAUUUCCCUCUGUCACAGGGUGCUGAUGAGGAUGAAAGCCGUGCUGCGGUGAGUGUGAGUAACUGAGGAGGCCUGGGCAGCACAGGGAAGCUCCUGUGCAAAUAUGGGUGUAGUGUUCUUUUUUUCAAACCUUCAGAGUCGCAUAUCAAGUGCUGCUGCCCCAUGGGCCUGUUGGGAGAGCUGGUUUGGCAGAUGGCUCUGCACUGUGGUAAAAGACUCAGCCUUGUGCCUAGGACGAGCCUUUAAUUACUCAUCAGCCUUCUGUUGCAACAGGACUCCUUGCCUGCUUGGGUGAAUCAUCCAGCUUAUUAGAAAAGUACCUUUACUUUCCUUGCUUGUCUGUCUCUGGUUAGAGACUGCGGCUUGGCUGGUUUGUGAAGCCUUUGGAAAUUCUGCCCGUAGGUGUGUGCUCUGGACUCUGCUGCCACCUCCUCCCUUUGCAGUUCCCACUGUCUUGUUUUCUUCAGCUGUGGCAUUUAAAAGUCUGUAUAAGCUCAACUGAAACGCUGUUUUUGCAUGCGUGUGAGAUAAUGUAAUGCCUCUCUGACAGCUUCAAUAAAAGGAAAUGAGACAUGUGGAAGGCAGACCAUUAAGAGCAAUAAAAUAAACUCUAAAGUGUGGGGUUUUUGUGCAUCUCUCUCAAGCACACCAGUGGCUCUGCUUUAGUCAUGUUACCUGGGGCCAGUUUGUACAUGCAUGACACACUGUUGAUCUUGUCGUUCAUUGUUCUCUGCAGCAUAUUCAGUGAGCCCCAGGUUAUCUGCUUGCAUUGCUAGAUGUGACUCAGUCUCUUGCAGUAAUUCUUUGCAGCAAAUUGUUUAUUUUCUCUGCGUUUUCUGCUCCUGUCCUGCAGAGGAGUUACAUAAGGAUGAGGGCAAAUGGACUAUAAAUGGGAUCUAGGUAAAUUUCCUAUGGGAAAUAAAGAUCCUGAUUUAUUUUGGUUUCUCCUACUGGUUUUUGCAGCCUUAAGCCUUGUCUGACACUGCUUCAAUGCAGAUGGGAAUGGCAGAGAAAUGCUUUCUUGCCAAUGCUGCAGUUCUUCCACAGCCAGCAUGUCCCAGUGAGCAGCCGUAGGCUCGGCAGAGGCACCUGUGAUGGUGGCUCCCUGCAGUGCAGCAAAGUACCCACCUCUCCCCAUGCCUCUCAGAAGACACAGUGAGUCCUCCCAGGGGGCCCAGGUCCCCUCUUGCCUGGCCCAGGAUGUGGCCUCUGUGUUUGUACCCACUGUGUCACCCUCUGGCUCUGUGCAAGAAGCUACCAGCUGGUUUCAGUAAGAGCUUAUCUGUUUUCCAGGUGCUGGAGGGAGAGAGAUGUGCUCAGCUGGUGCAAAUCAAACUCGCUGUCUGGUGCCAUCAGAGCAGCCUCCUUGGCCCAGCUGAGCCCGGCGGGAGCACUGCUCACUGGCACCUUCUGUGGUGCCUGGUGUCAGUGAGUCCUCAUGUGCCUGGUGUGGGGCAGGGUCUGCUUGCCCCCCGUGGGGGCUUGGUGGGGGCCCAGGGAGGUGCCUUGCCUGCAGAGAGAAGCAUGAGGGUAUCCUGGGGAGCAGCAUUUCUGUGCAGAAGAGGACUGGGGUACUUGAACUGCUUUGUAGCUGGACAGCCAGGCUGAGCCAGCCUCAUUGCUUCUUUUGGGUUGACCCAGCUGCCCAGCUUGGGGGUGUCUGUCAUUUGGUCCUUGGUGAGCCUCCCAGGAGACUCCUGCAGUGCACUUCCUUGGUUAGUGUAUGCACCUUAAGCAAAUAGAAGCAAGCAGCACAAAUGCCCUUCCAGGAAUAAUAACAUUCUUCAAGUCAAAUGGGUUUUUAUUGCAGAGCUUAAAAGCCACUUAAUUCGCCAGCCCCAGGUUGGGAUCCCAUACAGAGCCUCUUAGCAGGGGGGAUGCAGCAUUUGGCUGACAACAACAAACAGCAGCCAUCACCCGCCGUGCGUGCGGGGCUGGACCGGCACAAAGCCAAAUUCCUCCUGCCCGGGAGCAGCAGGCAGCUGCCAGCCCCCCUCUCCCUGCUCCUCAGCAGCCAUAUGUGUGGGGUGCAGGUAUCUUCACUUACCUGCUUCCCCACCCUCAGCCUGGAUUUAAUUUGUAAAUGGCCAAGAGCAAAGAGAGAGGGGGUAAAACUGGCCAGGGCCAGGAGAAGGGAGGACAAAGGGGUUUCCCCAAAGCAUGGGGAGGGGUUGGUCUCUGGUAUUUUCCCCUUCUGCCCUGAGUGAUGCCUGCCCAAAGCCCACUCAGGGACUGGCUGGGCUCCUGCAGUGCCCGGAGGCAGGACUUAGCUGCGGUUUCGUGGCGGCUCUAUGGGGUGCUUGUUUCUGCCUGUUUCUCUAGGGCUCGGCUGUUGGUUCCCCUGGCUGUGAGAAGCAGGCGUGCUGCUGGCCUGGCUCCUGGGGCUCCAGGUGUAUGACUACAGUGUUCCUGCCCAGGUAGUGCUCUGCUUGGCCAGCAUUGAUACCACAGACACUGCUGUGGAGGUCUGUGGGCUACUGUUGCUGUACAGCACAAACCCAGCACCUUGUCCCACUGCUUGGAGAGCUGUUUCCACCCUAUCACCCACCUCUGCCUCUAUCAGAUGGUCACUAGUGACUUUGAAGGUGGGUCACUCGGUCUCAUAUAGGUAGGAGCUGCUACUGAGUACUGGCAGUAACCUUUACAUUGCUACUAGGGUAUGUCCUGCAGUUCAGGAUGGGUUCAGGUAGAGGUUUCCAAUAGUGCCAAUACCCUGUGUGUGCUGGUCAGACCUGUGUUAGCCCAUCCAGCAGAAUCCCAGACCAGAGCCAGUUUUAGCUUUUCCUUUUCAGACUGACUCCCCACCCCCCACACUGUGCCCCACGUCCAGGCCAAGGUACUAUUUCUUGCAGUGAAAUUAUCUUUUGUUUCUCCACAGUGCCGAGUAGUCACGGCUAUUCCAGGUAGCUGGGGGCAGCGGGAGGUAUUUGAUCUUUGAGGGAUGUGGCUCUUUCUUACAUUAAGAAGACAACAUCUGAUGAAUCACGUUUCCUUUGUGCCAUGCAGCGUUAGGCUGGAUGCUCAGCAGGAAACCAGCCCAGUGCUGCGUGUCUAUCAGUUGUCACUGCAGACCCGGAGCCAGGUCACCAGCUGUGAUACCUGGAAAGAGAAAAGCUGUUUCUCUUCAAGGUCAGUGGAUUAAUGGUAUCACUGGUUGUGAGAGGAGGGCAAAAAAGACACAGUCAAAGAUUACAGAAAUGGAUUCAGCAUGCAGAAUUCCCAGUGAGAGUCCCUGAACUACCUCAUGAAAUCCAGAUCAAA
This is a messenger RNA of Falco peregrinus (peregrine falcon), 14348 nucleotides long. Its product is annotated as T-box-containing protein TBX6L. The record is from RefSeq and is a predicted model, not a curated record. Gene Ontology annotation, biological process: cell fate specification; regulation of transcription by RNA polymerase II; positive regulation of DNA-templated transcription. Gene Ontology annotation, molecular function: DNA-binding transcription factor activity, RNA polymerase II-specific; RNA polymerase II cis-regulatory region sequence-specific DNA binding. NCBI's taxonomy places the organism in Eukaryota, Metazoa, Chordata, Aves, Falconiformes, Falconidae. The coding region runs from base 7620 to 8978 and encodes 452 amino acids. Gene Ontology annotation, cellular component: nucleus. The transcript is spliced from 15 exons.